ACUUAAGAAAAAAAAUAUUUAUUCUUAUCAUCUUAUGACUAGAUUUAUAUUGAAACCUCUAUCUCUUUAGUAAAUAAAUUUCUUUUUAAUCUAAAAUAGGCACAUGGUCUGAAAAUUUUCCAAGUGUCCUGGUAUGUUCUUAAUUCAAAGAAAAAUAGUUAUCCGAAAAUAUUUGUUAAAAUUCCAAGCUUGACCCCUUGGAUACAACAAAAUAUGUUAACCUAUACAAAUGAGAUAAAUAAUAUGGAUGAUGUUGAUGAUGUGCAUGUAAGACAAAAUUAUAUCACACUUUCCUUUACAAUCUUUGCAUUCCAAAACAAAAGGUACAGUUGGGCUGCUCCCUUGUUAGGUGAAAAAAUCUCACACAACACACACACACACAUCUCACUCUCUCUCCACGCUAUGUCUAUAUCUCCCCUAAAUGCAUCCAACAAUAUAUAUUGCUUUGGAGUACACUGCAUGCUCUCAUAGUCUCACAGUUUGUUGCUCCUCCAAAAAAGGUUAUUAUGCCCUAGUUUUCUUUUCAAUUUCUCCGUCAUAUUAGAUCAUAUAUAACUUUCAUGCUUUUUAGCCACCUCUCAUAUCAUCUUAUACAUAUUAAGAUUCACAAGAACUGAGAGAAAAUGGAAUGGACAACGACAAGAAACUUAGAAAACGUGAGAGUUGCUUUUAUGCCACCGCCAUGGCCGGAGUCAAGCUCAUUUAACUCGCUCCAUAGCUCCAACUAUGAUCCUUAUUCAGGAAAUUCAUGCACACCGACAGAUGCGCAAAUCGGACCGGUUAUCUCUGUACCGGAAUCAGAAAAGAUAAUCAAUGCGUACCAAUUUCCGAGCAACGACAACGAGAUGAUAAAGAAGAAGAGACUAACGAGUGGACAAUUAGCUUCACUUGAACGGAGUUUUCAAGAAGAUAUCAAACUAGAUUCAGACAGGAAGCUGAAGCUGUCGAGAGAGCUUGGUUUGCAGCCACGUCAGAUCGCGGUUUGGUUCCAGAACCGCCGUGCACGGUGGAAGGCGAAGCAGCUUGAGCAGCUAUACGAUUCGCUCAGGCAAGAGUACGAAGUUGUUUCUAGAGAGAAGCAGAUGCUGCACGAGGAGGUGAAGAAGCUAAGAGCUCUACUAAGAGACCAGGGAUUGAUCAAGAAACAGAUCUCCGGUGGUGAAGACAUGACGGAGAUUCCAUCUGUGGUGAUAGCUCAUCCAAGAGCAGAAAAUUUAAACAACAAUCAAAUCAAUGGAGAAAAUCAAAUUUACGGUAUUGAUCAAUACAACAACCCGAUGCUCAUCGCUUCCUCUUGCUGGCCCCCUUUCCCGUAAUAACUUUUGCUUAUCUUAGAGGGAGAAAGUCUUAGACAGAGCUUUAGAUUGGUAGGGACAUUAAAGUCGUGUUAGAUUAAGACAAGCUUUAUUUUUAUAUCACUGCACUUUCUAAUUAAAACAUAAAUGGAACGUUCUUGUGUCCCAAGCCAAAUAAUAUAUUCAUUCCACAGUAGUUAUUAUCUUAUUGCUAUUUGAAAGUUGCCUUUUCCUUAUGUGUUAGUUGUGUUUCUUGCCUGCAACUUCUGGCUUCUUAGGCCAUCCACAUUGAUUGAAAGACUCCUUAGAUUUCUUAACACAGGUUUUUAUAUCUAUUAAUAAUAGCAGUCUCCUAUAAUUGUAACACUUGUUAAAAAAAAUCCCAAGAAAUAUUUGAGUCUCUCAUACAGAGACUCCUUUUUUCACUUAUUUUUCUAUUUUUUACUUUUUAUUAUUUAUUCUCAAUAGACUCUUUGAUUUUCAUGCCCUAGUUUUCUCAUUGUCCUUUGAUUUUUGCAAUAGUAUUACAUUUAUUUUCAUUCACG
This is a messenger RNA of Brassica napus (rape), 1840 nucleotides long. Its product is annotated as putative homeobox-leucine zipper protein ATHB-51. Gene Ontology annotation, cellular component: nucleus. The record is from RefSeq and is a predicted model, not a curated record. Gene Ontology annotation, biological process: positive regulation of DNA-templated transcription. Bases 624 to 1316 code for a protein of 230 amino acids. Gene Ontology annotation, molecular function: DNA-binding transcription factor activity, RNA polymerase II-specific; sequence-specific DNA binding. NCBI's taxonomy places the organism in Eukaryota, Viridiplantae, Streptophyta, Magnoliopsida, Brassicales, Brassicaceae. The transcript has 3 exons.